Molecule: messenger RNA, 1065 nt
Organism: Pocillopora verrucosa
Lineage: Eukaryota; Metazoa; Cnidaria; Anthozoa; Scleractinia; Pocilloporidae
Product: calcium-responsive transcription factor-like
Molecular function (GO): DNA-binding transcription factor activity
Source: RefSeq, a predicted model, not a curated record
AUGGCUGAUAACAGUACACCUUGGGCUUCAAGAUGGACCGUACAGUUUGACCCUUAUUCCGGGUAUGUUAACGAUGAAAGCAGCGCUGACGAACUCAUAAAACAGUACGAGAUACCUACGACGACACGGUUCACUGUAUUUUACAAACAGGAGAAUUUUCAAAUUGCAGUAGGCUGGAAGGAGAAUGCUGAUCACUGCUAUAACAACACCAAACAGCACCUUAUAGUACAGGAUACAAAGAAAUGUGACUGUCCCGCAAAGAUCCACCUAAGGAAAAUAAUCAAGCAUCCUGAAAAUAAGAUUUCAGAGAACACAAAGAGUAGAAGGGAGACAAUGUCAAAAUUUCUGAGAACAUCCCUAGAGUCAGAAAAGAAGCAAACAAUAGCUACAGAGGGGCGUAUUUACAUAUUACUUCCUAAACCUACAGAUCACUUAUUUCACCCCAUGGGGAGGACUGCUGGGCUACUUCAGCCUAUUGAUGAGACACUGGUUAAAAAAAUUCAUGAGCUUGUUGGAAGUGGUGUUAAUUGUGUUUCUGAAAUGCAACGGCACCUGCAUCAUUAUGUAAAGAAGGAACUUUUCACAGGCCAACAGCCUCCAGAUCUAACCAACAGACGGUUCUUCCCAACAAUCAUGGAUAUCAGGAACCACAUGUAUCGUGCCACAGUGGUAUGCAGACAUUCACAAAUUGAUCAAGAAAACCUUGACUCAAAAAUCAAGAAGUGGAAAGAAGAAAGCCCAGAUGAUAAUUUCUUUUUCAGGCCUUACUGCCUUACAAGUGAUAGUGAGUCCUAUCAACAACCACAGUCACUGAAGGAAGAAGACAGCACUGAUGUAAUUAAAAUAAGUAUAGGUGAUCCAUCUAACAACCUCCUCCUUGUUCACCAGACGAAGUGGCAAAGAGAGCUGCUUUUAAAGUAUGGUGGUGAAAUUUGCCUACUGGAUGCAACAUACAAAACUUCACGCUAAUUGCCCUCCCACAUUCUUUCUGUGUGUGAAAACCAAUGUAGAUUACUGUGUUGUUGCUUCUUUUGUGGUUCAGCUGGAAAAUGCAGAUACCAUUAA